This is a messenger RNA of Penicillium canariense, 3252 nucleotides long. RefSeq lists its product as uncharacterized. Gene Ontology annotation, molecular function: metal ion binding. The transcript has 7 exons. The coding region runs from base 1 to 3252 and encodes 1083 amino acids. NCBI's taxonomy places the organism in Eukaryota, Fungi, Ascomycota, Eurotiomycetes, Eurotiales, Aspergillaceae. The record is from RefSeq and is a predicted model, not a curated record.
AUGCCGGGUCUGCCCCAUGCGGGGGCCCCGCAGGGAGGCCUGCCUGCGGAGUAUUGGAAUUCCCUGGACUCCAUGUACCCAGAUCCCCAGCUGCAACCUCAGGCGCCGCCACAGCAGGAUCCGUCUGUGCAGCAAGCGCCGAUGGGAAUUACUUGGGAUCACGUAUUUCAGCAGCAGCAACAACGAGCCCAGCAGCAACGGAACCCCCUCGCACCUCAGUCGGACCCCAACCACGGCAUCUACUCUUCAAUCUCUCCUCCUUCUUGGCAGUCGAACCCGCUCCAGACCCCUGGUCGGUAUGCCGUUUCUUCUCAAUAUCAAUCACAUCAGCAGGCCCCGCAGUUCCAGCAAGGCCAGAUGACAUUCGACUCCCGCUCCCUCACUCCAUCCGAGAGCUCGGCGUUCCCCUCUUACUCGUAUCAGCCGAACUACUUCCACCCGCAACAACUUCAUUUGCACGAUUCCUUCCCGUCUCGUACCGCUCAACCGCCACAGCAACAUCAGCCAGUGGAGUUUGCUGCUGCAUCGCAAUCCUCAAUCCCUCAAUUCUCGAUGCCCUCGGGCUAUCCUUCCGAUCUCUUGUCUAAUUCAAAUACCAUCGAUCUCACCACGGACUUUCCCAAUCCUGAAUCGGGGGUCUCCCAUCAAACGAUCGAUCCUUCCUUCCUCAAUGAGUAUGCACGAUCCUCAAAUCAACCUCCACCCCUCACCAGCCACUUUCCAUAUGGCGGCCCGGUGGAAUUUGAACGACCGGAGGGUCUAUUCAAUUACUUUCAGAACGAGCUUUCUGUUCAGCCCCAACUCGGUGCAGCUCCCAAUGCUGGAGUCCCCCCAACCAGUGGGCUUGCUCCGAGACCUGCCGGAUUCCCUCAACACCCGAUCCUUGCCCCCGCCCCCAAGAAGGCUUCCGCCAAAAAGCCAACAGCAACCAGAAAGGUGGGAACCAAGGGACAGAGGAAGGUCAAGGCACAGUCGGACAGCGGGAGUUCCGAUGAGUCUGAACUAGAAGUUGAACCGGAACCGUCUCCGCUCCCUCCUGUCCGCUCAAGCGAACCUCUUGAAGCGGCUCACUACGACACCAUUCAAGCGGUGUGGUCUCCACGUAACCUACGCGUCCCCGCCGAGAAAGUUAAGAGCUCUUUGGUCGCCUUCAAAGAUGUCGUCAAAGGGCUUCGCGAUGCCUGGAAGGACCAGGUCCAAGCAAUGAAAACCGCAGAGAACCAAGGAGACAACGAGCAAGCAACCAAUCUCAAGCAGUCAGUGGCCUUCCAGCGUCGCCUCAUGGAGAAGAUUGUCACGACCACUUUAGAAACGGGCCACCCCGUUAUUGUCGAGAAGCUUGGUGAGCAUCCCGUUACGCUGUCGGUGUUCUACUCGUUCUUGGCCGAUCGCUUCCAAGCGGCCGAUUUGGAAGGAUCGCUGACGUCGAACUUGCUGAAGCUCCUCGUACGAUUUGUGACGGUAGAUGAGGAGUUAGUGCAGAAAACAAACAUGUCCAAGCUGCUUCCGCGGUUCAUCAAGAAAGGAACUCCUGCCGUUCAGGGUCUUGCGCAGACCAUCCUAGAAAAUGCCGCUGCCUCUACCAAACGGAAGCAGAGCAAUGCAAAGUCGGGCAAAGAGGAGUCGCCUGCCAAGGGAGACUCGCCGUCGGCGGAGAUCGCUGGAUCUAAACGUCCGCGCGACGGUGAAGGCAAUAACCAUCCUGCAACGAAGCGGAUGGUUGUCACGUCAAACCCCAAGGACUCGACGAAGGCAACAUCUGCCACCAACGGUCCCAUCAAGCGUGUUGCCGAGAGUGUCCAGAACGGCAAAGCUACCACUGCACCAGCCCCUCGCCCCAAGGCAAAUAUAAUCGCUCCAAAACCAACCAGUCUCUUUGGUGCCCUGAGUUCAGCAUCGAAAAGACCUGGCACCACAAACGCCGAGAGAAAGGCUGCCGCAGCGGCCGCAAAGCCAAUACCCGAAAUCAAGGAGAAACCGGCUGCACCCCCUUCCAAGCCUGCCUUUUCGUUUGAUGCCAUCAUGGCCGACCUCAGCAAACCAAAGGAGGCCGUCGUCGCCAAGCCUGCUGAGGACGCGCCACCCGAGACGGACGAGGAGCGCCAGAAGCGACUGCGCAAGGAGGCACGGCGCAAGCUGCGUGUCACCUGGAAGCCGGACGAUUCUUUGACUGAGGUCCGGCUGUUCACACAUGAUCCUGAUGAAGAGCUUGGCCCCGGAGAUGGAUCCAUGCGUGGCGCGGGCGACGUCAAGGGAGAAGGCAGUGUGCUCAAACUCCACAAGGACCUCGAAGAGCUGGAGGAAGAUGACCUCGGUGGCAUUCGGGAGACUACUCUCAAUGACUAUACGGGUUUAUCUGAAAUCCUUAUUGACUCUGGAGAGAUGAAGAACGCCAAUUUCAUCAAACGUGGCGGUAGCCAGCAACCCGUUAGCACGGAAAAGCUAGCUCAGGAUCAUCGGGAGUCGACUACGCUCAUGGUGUUCUACACUUCUCCUGCUGACGUCCCACCGACUCCCAAGGAGCCCCUUGCUGUUGACUCUGAUGAGACCGUUCCUGAAGUAGUUCCCUUCGGAGAUAUCCCCGAUCAUGUCAAGGCUCGACAGGAGCGUUACUUUGAUUACAUCAAUCCUAAGCCCGCUCCCGCUCCGGCGCAAGCGAGCGCUGCGAGCGCCGGUGGGUUUGAUAUCUCCAACUUGCUCAAACUUAUCAAGACCGGGACCCAGCAGCAGCAGUCUACGCCCCCUCCUCAGCCCCCUCAGCCAGCUCCCCAGCAGGCUCCCAUGUUAGACCUUGAGCGGACCAUCGGCAUGUUCCGCCAGCAAAAUGCUCAGCCGCAAGUUCCUCCGGUUUCACAGAUACCUGCGACACAGCCGCCUGUCGCGCAGAGUGCUGUUGAUUUCCAGAAAAUCUUAAGCGUUAUGCAACAGAUGCAGCAAGGGACUGGCUUCCCCCAACCACAGCAGACGCAGCCGCAGCCCAUUUUGCCGCCGAAUUUCGGCGCCAUGUUCUCGCAAUAUUCCGGCCAACCCCAGCAAAGUGGCCCACCUACCCAGAGUUCCGAGGAUCCCGAACGCAAGCGAACGCGCGAGGGUGGUCAAUUCGACGACCAAUACGAUAGCCAGUGGAGCCGCGGGAAGCGGACCAAGGCUAGUGACCCCAAGCCUUACAAGGUUGGGCUGGUUGCCUGCAGGUUCUGGAAAGAAGGCAAGUGCAGAAAAGGUGACAACUGCACAUUCCGGCACGACGACUAG